This is a messenger RNA of Saccharomyces mikatae IFO 1815, 1041 nucleotides long. RefSeq names its product Yro2p (gene YRO2). Gene Ontology annotation, cellular component: endoplasmic reticulum; plasma membrane. The coding region runs from base 1 to 1041 and encodes 346 amino acids. The transcript has a single exon. Lineage: Eukaryota; Fungi; Ascomycota; Saccharomycetes; Saccharomycetales; Saccharomycetaceae. The record is from RefSeq and is a predicted model, not a curated record.
AUGUCUGAUUACGUCGAAAUAUUGAAAAGAGGUGGUAAUGAAGCCAUCAAAAUCAACCCUCCAACUGGUGCUGAUUUCCACAUUACAUCUCGUGGCUCAGAUUGGCUUUUUACCGUCUUUUGUGUCAACUUACUAUUUGGUGUGAUUCUAGUCCCACUAAUGUUUAGAAAGCCAGUUAGGGAUAGAUUCGUGUAUUAUACCGCCAUUGCUCCAAAUUUGUUUAUGUCCAUUGCCUAUUUCACCAUGGCUUCCAAUUUGGGUUGGAUUCCAGUUAGAGCAAAGUACAAUCAUGUUCAAACUUCCACUCAAAAAGAACAUCCUGGUUACAGACAAAUUUUCUACGCUAGAUAUGUUGGAUGGUUUUUGGCUUUCCCAUGGCCAAUUAUUCAAAUGUCCCUACUUGGUGGUACUCCAUUAUGGCAAAUUGCUUUCAAUGUUGGUAUGACUGAAAUAUUCACUGUUUGUUGGUUAAUCGCUGCUUGCGUCCACUCCACUUACAAAUGGGGUUACUACACCAUCGGUAUUGGUGCUGCAAUUGUCGUUUGUAUUAGUUUAAUGACUACGACUUUCACCUUGGUUAAAGCUAGAGGUAAAGAUGUAUCUAACGUCUUUAUCACCUUCAUGAGUAUCAUCAUGUUUUUAUGGUUGAUUGCAUAUCCAACUUGUUUUGGUAUUACUGAUGGUGGUAACGUUCUACAACCAGAUUCCGCUACCAUUUUCUACGGUAUUAUUGAUUUGUUGAUCUUAUCCGUCAUGCCAGUUCUUUUUAUGCCAUUAGCUAACUACCUAGGAAUUGAAAGAUUAGGUUUAAUCUUCGACAAAGCACCCGAGAGUGUUGGCCCAGUUGCAGAAAAGAAAAUGCCAUCUCCAGCUUCUUUCAAGUCAUCUGACUCUGACUCCAGUAUUAAGGAAAAGUUAAAACUAAAGAAGAAGCAUAAGAAGGACAAGAAGAAGGCAAAGAAGGCAAAGAAGGCAAAGAAGGCAAAGAAGGCCAAAAAGGCUAAAGAGGAAGAGGAGGAUGUAGCCACUGAAUCUGAAUAG